AUGCAAUUCUCCGUAUUACUGCGACAGACCGCUACUUCGGCCUUUAAAAAGACAACUGGUCUUUGCGGGCUUCCAGUGCAUCCAAAUUCAAAGCCAGAGCUAUCGUCGCUGUACAACCGAAUCCUUCAUUCUCUUCAGCAACUUCCAGAGCAAUCUGCUUACAGACAGAGUACUCAUAAACUGGUCAGUGAGAGGCUCAAUAUAGUUGCAACAACCGAGGAUAUUGCUGCCAUUGAACAAAAGAUCAAUGCAGGACAAAUCGAGGAACUUAUCUACCAGGCCGAGAUGGAGCUGAAACUGAUUCCUAGCAUAGAAAAAUGGAAGGCACACGAGGCUCUCGAGGUCGCCCCACCUUCAGGACAAUGGCAAUACUUUAAAUGA
Messenger RNA from Batrachochytrium dendrobatidis JAM81, 381 nucleotides. RefSeq lists its product as uncharacterized. The record is from RefSeq and is a predicted model, not a curated record. The transcript is spliced from 3 exons. Bases 1 to 381 code for a protein of 126 amino acids. NCBI's taxonomy places the organism in Eukaryota, Fungi, Chytridiomycota, Chytridiomycetes, Rhizophydiales. Gene Ontology annotation, biological process: respiratory electron transport chain.